Messenger RNA from Plectropomus leopardus (leopard coralgrouper), 2981 nucleotides. RefSeq names its product FOS like 2, AP-1 transcription factor subunit (gene fosl2). The record is from RefSeq and is a predicted model, not a curated record. Gene Ontology annotation, molecular function: DNA-binding transcription factor activity, RNA polymerase II-specific; RNA polymerase II cis-regulatory region sequence-specific DNA binding. Gene Ontology annotation, biological process: regulation of transcription by RNA polymerase II. NCBI's taxonomy places the organism in Eukaryota, Metazoa, Chordata, Actinopteri, Perciformes, Serranidae. Gene Ontology annotation, cellular component: nucleus.
UUGAAGUGAGUCAUCUCUAGGAAGUGUGGUAAAAAGGAAAAGAAAAAAAAGUUAGAACUGUUCCGUGAACAGCAGAGAGCUCGGAUAGUGUGUAGUAGGCAAGGCGACGGAAAAUAUUCAGAAGAUUAGCCAGGCAAUAGGCUUGAAAGCGAAUGUUAACCUGCGUGAGUCACUCUAACUACAGGUUGUCUCGACUGGAUUUGACCGCCGAAGGUGUGCUGCUGACUUUAGGUUGAAGUUUGCGCACCUGAGAAGAUUUACAAUAGUGUACCUGCGGUGCAAGAAUAAUAAAAGCGCAACAAGAAAUAGCCUUUACAAGCAGGAAGCACGCGAGAAAAAUAUUUAUUCUAACAGGCAAUAUCUGUUUUAGGUUAGUUUAGAGGAGCAUAAUUGCACUUUUUGUCUUUGCCAACUCUUCUCUGGAUAUCCCAAAUUAACAACGAGUCAGAGGAUUUUUUUGUCGGUGCCUUUUUUUACUGCAAGGAUUUAAAAAAAGAGAGAAGGGGAGUUUCAGAUCUCAAAACAGUCCACUGAAAUCUUCCUCUUUCCUGGAUCAUGUACCAGGACUACUCCGGGAACUACGACACCUCGUCCCGCGGCAGCAGCACAUCUCCGGCCCAGCCAGAGUCCUUCACAAGCGGCAGCAGCACGAUCGGAAGUCCGAUCUCUACCUCAAGCUACCAGAAGUACAGGGUCGACAUGCCCGGCUCCAACAGUGCCUUCAUCCCCACCAUCAAUGCAAUCACGACCAGCCAAGACCUACAGUGGAUGGUGCAGCCCACUGUUAUCACCUCCAUGUCAAACCCGUACUCUCGUUCCCACCCGUACGGCCAUCACCUGCCCAAUGGGCCGGGGCUGUUGGGGCACAACACACUGGCUCGGCCCGGGGUGAUCCGCUCCAUCGGGGAUGCCAGGGGCCGACGCAAGAGGGAUGAGCAGCUCACCCCGGAGGAAGAGGAGAAAAGGAGAGUGAGGCGUGAGAGAAAUAAGUUAGCCGCCGCCAAAUGCCGCAACCGCAGGCGAGAGCUCACCGAGAUGCUGCAAGGGGAGACUGAAAAGCUUGAGGAGGAGAAAGCCGACCUGCAGAAAGAGAUCGAGACCCUGCAGAAGGAGAAAGACAAGCUGGAGUUCAUGCUGGUCGCCCACAAUCCCGUGUGCAAGCUCCCCAUCGAUGAGCGCCACCAGCCUGCAGGCCACCAGCACCAGCAGCAGCAGCAGCAGUGCGCCCCCCUCCCCCUGACCAUGCGCUCCAACAUGGCCACCCGUGCUCAGAUGAACCACGUUGUUGUAAAGCAAGAGCCUGAGGAUGAGGAGAUGGGCAAGCCCCAGCGCUCCGUCAUCAAGCCCAUCUGCCUGGGCGGCGGUGGCAUCGGUGGAGGGAUGUACUGCACAGAUGGAGACAGCCUGAACACGCCGGUGGUGGCGGCGUCCACCCCAGCCGCCACGCCCAACGCCCCGAGCCUCAUAUUUACCUACCCGAGCAUGCUGGAGCCCGAGAGCCCGUCGCCCUCCUCUGAGUCCUGCUCCAAGGCCCACCGGCGCAGCAGCAGCAGCGGGGACCAGUCAUCAGACUCCCUCAACUCACCCACCCUGCUGGCCCUCUGAGCGAGGGCGCUGCUCGGCACGGCUGAGAAACAAACACUGUGGCUGACGGCAAGCACGAGGAUCAACUGCGCGCCCCUCCCGCCUGCUCCCCACUCCUCCAGUGUCUUUUAAAGACCCAAGAGCACAUUCAAAAGUCCAGACCAAGCUGACCAUGUGAGCCGUUUCCCCCCUUCGCAGGGAGACCCACAAGGGCUACGCCGCGUGUUUCUUCUUGUUUUUCCUUCAGUGUAUAAAAGAUUUUUUUACUCGUAAGAGUGUGUGCACCGAUCCUAAAACAUGUCACCCCUUCGCCAUUUCAACUCCAGAGUGUCAACUUGUUUACUGGGAAGACAGUUCAGAAGAAAAAGUGGCAACCGUGAGCUGACUAGAGAGCGCGUUCUUAAUAUAUUUUUUUGGAAAUGUUUUAAAAAGCCAUGUGGCUGGCACUUGCACUCCGCCAAGACGAAUCAAUAAAUCACUAAGCGAGGUCAGCUUUCUACUGGAAUUCCUGAGGAGAAAAAGAGACAAUGAGCAAAGACUUCCUCUUGUCUUUUUAGAUUUUUUUCGUAACUCGGGACCUCGAUUCAGGAACUAAGAGUGUGUACACAUUUCUGACGCUAUUUCCAUCUCUUUAAUUGUAUUUAUGGCCUGUGCUGAUUAAAUUUUACAAAGUGUUUUUGUUGAGACAUUGUCCUCUCCUCAAUCUGCCUGUAGAAAAGCGAAACGGUCAUCCACGCGGUGACCGAAGCACUCCUCAGUGUUGCAAAGGAUACGAGCCAACUUUCAAUCAAUGACUAGUUCCUCAAUACUCUAUACCUUCUAUUUUGCCAUAGUGGCUUGACUUUACAGUAGUAUUGGUGUGCUUUUCCUCAGUGAUUCUGUACCUGAACUUUACAACCUGUUUAUGACAAAGUGUAUGUGAUUUACAUUGAUGUCAGGGAUAUCUCUCAUGUGUAGUAGAACCCCCAUCGUGACGAACGUUGCACGACUGCAGGCUGUCGUACGGUCUAGCCAGAGUGUCGGGACUUCAUCGCUUCAUUGUGUCACAUCAGGAAAAGGUUUGUCGAUGACAAAAGUUUGAACAAACCCCUCCUCCGCUCCGACCUUCUUUCUGUGUUUCUCUAAAUAAGGGUCUUACCUUUUUCAACACUGCCUCUCUCGGAGGCAGGUCAGGUUUCAGAACGCCAAAAAAAAAGGUUUUGUUUGACACAUGUAAUCCUACAAUUCGUCCGUCUUUUGUCUAAAAAGGAGGGAUUUUGCUCAAAUUUUGUGAAAAAACAACAACAAAAAAAACAGCCACUGUGGUCUAGACUGUCGCCAGCUGCCAAUGAUGUCAACCCUGUUUAUACUGUGUUUGUAAAUCUGUCACUUUUUAGUAAAGAAAUGUUUAAACUCAA